GAUGUCGGAGGGUCCGCUCACCUUACCGGUCCUCAUCCGGACCAUCCGGAGUGCCCGGACGCAGGCGGAGGAACGGGAAUUAGUACAACGGGAAAGCGCCAAAAUCAGGAGUGCAUUUCGGGGCGAUGAAUCGGGGAACCGGGCCUCCAAUUUGGCGAAACUGCUGUAUAUCUAUAUGUUGGGCUAUCCUGCCCACUUCGGACAGAUGGAGUGCUUGAAACUCAUCGCCUCCACCCGACUCCACGAGAAGCGGAUUGGCUACCUCGGGGCUGCCCUCCUAUUGGACGAGAAGCAGGACACUCACCUUCUCCUGACCAAUAGCAUCAAGAAUGACCUGCUACACAGCAACCCCUGGGUGCAAGGAUUGGCACUCAGCACCCUGGGCUCGCUUGGCUCGGCGGCCAUGUUGCAGGAUUUGGCUCAGGAAGUGCAGCAGCUGGCAAAAACCGGGCAGCACACCGUGCGAAGGAAGGCCGUGUCCUGUGCUGUACAUAUCACCCGGAAAGUACCCACUCUAGUAGAUAUGUUCACACCACUGGGAGAGCAACUGUUGAAGGAACAAAUUCAGAGCAUCCUGUACAGCACCAUUCUAUUAAUUACGGAGAUGUGUGAAAAAAGCCCGCAGGCCCUCAAACAUUUCUCCAAGUUUGUUCCUCAGCUGGCCGGAGUAUUGCGCAAUCUGGUGGUGGCUAGGUAUUGUCCGAAUAACACAAUUGCGGGCAUCAGUGAACCUUUCCUCCAG
Molecule: messenger RNA, 742 nt
Organism: Thamnophis sirtalis
Lineage: Eukaryota; Metazoa; Chordata; Lepidosauria; Squamata; Natricidae
Source: RefSeq, a predicted model, not a curated record